AUGGGGCUAGCAGCUACUGCUCAAAACAAUUCUCGUGUCUAUAUUCUUGCAAUUGUCACCUCAAUGGGUGCAUUUCUGUUUGGUUAUGAUUUGGCAUUCAUUGGAACGUCAAUUGAGUUGGACCCGUUCAAAAGGGACUUCGGACUAGAUGGCGCAUCAGAGGCCGUCCAAAACGCAUUUUCCGCCAACAUAGUGUCACUACUUCAAGCAGGAUGCUUCUUCGGUUCUCUCGCGGCAGCACCUGUUGGUGAUAAGCUGGGCCGGCGGCUAGCUUUGGGACUUGGUGCCAUUGCUUUCAUUGUGGGAUCAAUUAUGCAGACAGCCUCAGCUGGUAACACAGCUGUCAUGUUCGUGGGAAGAGCAAUCGGCGGGGUAGGAGUUGGCUUCGCUAGCAUGCUGGUGCCGUUAUACACAGCGGAGUGUGCACCGCCAAAUAUCCGAGGUCGGCUGGUUGGAAUUUACGAGAUUGGUGUUCAAUUAGGAACAUGUCUAGGUUUCUGGAUAAAUUUCGGCGUCGAUCGCAAUAUGGCACCCACCUCUUCGCAGUGGAUGACCCCGUUCGCAUUGCAGCUUAUUCCAGGUGGUUUGUUAAUAAUCGGCUUGGCUUUCAUGCCCGAGUCACCGCGGUGGAUUGCCAAAGUCCACGGGAAGGUCCGAGCCAUUAAGACACUUUCACAUCUUCGUGGUCUUCCCAUUGAUCAUUCAGCCGUUCAAGAGGAGGUAGACGAUAUCUUGCAUCAGCUAGAGCUUGAGCUAGCGGAUAGUCUGGGAAAUACCCGUGCUGCUUGGAAGGAGCUCAUGCAGCCCGGACUGCGCAACCGGGUCUUCCUCGGUGUGAUGAUUAUGGUUUUCUUCCAAAUGUGUGGAUCGAACUCCAUAAAUUACUACUCUCCGCGUAUCUUCCGAUCAAUUGGGCUGCAAGGAACGCAAACAACACUCGUUUCAACUGGAAUUUACGGCAUUGUUCGAUUGGUGGCAGUCUUCAUUGCCAUGUACUUUGUUGUCGACCGAUUCGGCAGGAAGUCGAUGUUGAUUGGCGGAAGUAUCAUGAUUGCUAUCUCAAUGUGGCUGAUCGGGGCCUUCGUCAAAGUCCAAAGUUCAACCACAAAUUCGAACGGAUCGCUUAGUGGAACUUCCUAUGCAGCGGCGGUGUUCAUAUUCGUCUUUGCUGUCUCCUUCUGCUUUAGCUGGGCUGGCGUGCCUUGGGUGAUUUGUUCCGAAAUCUAUCCCUUGCGUGUGCGUGGUUUGUGUAUGAGCAUAUGUGUUGCCACGCAUUGGCUGUUCAAUUUUGUCAUCGCAAGAAGCACGCCCUAUAUGAUUUCGAACAUUGGAUUUGGGACCUAUUUUGUUUUUGCUGCUUGUAUUACACUUGCGGUGCCAUUUGUUUGGUUUAUGGUUCCUGAAACCAAAGGGAUGAAGUUGGAAGAGGUGGACGCUCUCUUCGAAGGACGAGGUUUGAUUCCAAGGAGGCAACUGAGCAUCACCAGGGCUGAUGACACUAUUGAUGAUAAGGAAAUGUUUGAACAGGUUGAAAAGGUCUAA
Molecule: messenger RNA, 1542 nt
Organism: Penicillium samsonianum
Lineage: Eukaryota; Fungi; Ascomycota; Eurotiomycetes; Eurotiales; Aspergillaceae
Product: sugar porter family MFS transporter
Exons: 4
Coding region: 1-1542 (513 amino acids)
Biological process (GO): transmembrane transport; carbohydrate transport
Cellular component (GO): membrane
Molecular function (GO): carbohydrate:proton symporter activity
Source: RefSeq, a predicted model, not a curated record